This is a messenger RNA of Westerdykella ornata, 970 nucleotides long. RefSeq lists its product as uncharacterized. The record is from RefSeq and is a predicted model, not a curated record. Lineage: Eukaryota; Fungi; Ascomycota; Dothideomycetes; Pleosporales; Sporormiaceae. Bases 202 to 909 code for a protein of 235 amino acids. The transcript has 2 exons.
UAAUGGAGAUGAUCUGCGGGGGAUGAUGGGGUAUAUAGAUGGUGCGCGUCCUCGGGCUGUUCUUGAGGUUCUGGAUAUUUUAUCAUCGUUUCCUUUCACUGUGGUUAAAGAUUGCAAUUGAAGAACACAAGAGAUCUUUGUCUGAACAAACCGUACGCACCCGUUAUAGGCCACAACUGCCACAACACAACCAGUUGCACGAUGAGACUUACAACCAUCCUAUCGCCGGCGCUCCUCGCGGCCACGGCCUUCGCAACAGACUCUUCUUCUUCUUCCUCCUCCUCCUCAUCAGCCUCCAGCUCAACCGAAAGUGCCUCAUCGGCGUCAAGUUCGAAGGUCCCAGACCCCACACCCAUUGGCGAGAUUUGGACACCGAAAUGGACCGCCACAUCAAGCGCACUAGACCCUUACACCACGUCAUGCCAUUCCACCACGACGCUGACGGCCGAGAUCUACCAAUUGAAGGAGCUGUACCCAACCCUCAAGGACUUUGCGCCCCAGUUGAAAGUCUUCUACAACAAACAGCACUACCCUGGGACGUGGAAUGGCGAGGACAAGCAUGGUGACAAGCGCGAGCUGUUGAAGAUGGACUACGAGGCACUGCCGUACGGUGUGCGUGAGUGGAUCAACAAGAACACGAACCAGAGGUGGUUCAGCGUCCAGGAUGACGUGGUGUUCUUUGCACCCGGCGCCAUCUACCCGCUUGUACCGUUGUGGGUGGAUGAGGCUGACGGGAAGAAGUGUGAGGGCGUCUUCGACUACUUGGAGACAUAUUCCACCGAGCCCAAGGACGGAGCAAUCUUAGGCAAGGUUGAGCACAAGAAAACCGGGAAGAACGAGGUGGAGAUUACCAUUGAGGCUUUCCAGGUGAAGGAGAAAGCUGCGGAAAACCAGCGGGAUGAGCUAUAAUUUCUUGUCAUGGAUUGUUCCCUUUUGCCGUAAUCUUGAAAACAACUUUCCCAACGCCUUA